This is a messenger RNA of Owenia fusiformis, 1485 nucleotides long. NCBI's taxonomy places the organism in Eukaryota, Metazoa, Annelida, Polychaeta, Sabellida, Oweniidae. The record is from the annotation of a GenBank genome assembly.
UCCGGGUUGAAGAAAUGUCAAAAAUAUUAUGUUCAUUUCUCUAAUUAGAGUCUACUAAUAAGAUGGAUCCACAGGUUAAUGGGACACUGAUAGAAGGAAUUGGAGAUGAGCUGCUUUACGUAAUCACCAUUGUAGUUGCAGCUAUAUGUGUGGGCAUAACUUUGUAUUUCAGAUCAACACAAGAUAUUCAACAUAGAAUUCAUCCUGCAAGUGAAGCAGAUGUUAAUAACACAAGAGAGAGACUUGGGAACACACAAAAUGGUAAUGCACCUCACAUGCAGAAUUCUGGUUCAAGACAUAGUGAAAGAAGGGAAGCGGUUAUCACUUGCCCAAUUUGUUUGGGAGAUGCACUCUUUGCUAUUGAGACAAAUUGUGGUCACAUAUUUUGUGGCCAAUGUAUAAUCACAUAUUGGCAGCAUGGAACCUGGUUAGGUGCUGUAGCCUGUCCUGUUUGUAGACAGCAGGUGUCUCUCCUGCUAUUCCAUUUUACUGAUGGUGAAAGGAAUAGUGAGUCAGAGGAAAAGAAUGAAGUGAUGCGAGAAAUAAACUUAUACAAUAGAAGAUUUUCUGGAGAACCUAGAGAUUUGAUGGACUAUUUAAGAGAUCUGCCUACUUUGCUGCGACAUGCAUUUACAGAAUUUUUCUCAGUUGGAGGACUAAUAUGGAUGUUCAGACUUCGAAUUAUUGUCUGCUUUUUUCUAGCCUUAGUAUAUUUUCUAUCUCCAUUGGAUAUAAUACCAGAAGCCAUGUUUGGAAUAUUAGGAUUUCUUGAUGAUUUCUUCAUCUUGCUUUUGUUAGCAAUAUAUAUAAGCAUUAUUUAUAGACGAUUUGUCGAGUCACGUGCUCAUGCUGUAGACUGAUUCCCAUGUACCUUGAACAAGCAAACUUUAAGUUGUUACACAUGAAAUAUAAUAUACUAUGACUGCAUCUAGCUGUCAAUAGCUGUGUUCAUUAAUCAUGUGUACUGGAAAUAAUAAAGAAUAUCUAGUCUGUGACUGAAUUUUGUAAAAUCAUGGGCUUUUGAAAGACCAUGCUCAAAUACUUCACUUCAUGGAGUUAAAAUAAUUGAAUUUUUGAUGUAGAAUGAAUUCAUUGUUUUUACUGUAAAUUGUAUCUAAUGUAGACACACUUGAAGAAGGGUUAUGUCAUGGCCAUUUUCCAUACUGUAGUUCUGACAUUAUUUCAAGAUCGACCAUCCUUCAAUUUUUAAAGCAAUUUAUCAAAGAAAUUGAAUAUAUGGACAUCUCCUUCCUCAGUUUUAAUGAAUGGAAAUUUCUGCAUCUAAAGUGUCCAUAACAUGUAUAUUUGAUUAGAAAUCUUGAAGGCAGAAUCAGAUCUAGUAAGAUCCUGAAGAGUACUCUUGACAAAAAUUAUAAAUAUGGUUGCCAUUUUUAUUAGGCUAUUUGGGAGAAUUUUAAAAGCUUUCCCCAUUUUUGCACUUUUAAUAAAUUCACCAAUUUUUAACAUAUCAUGGAUCUUUUGGGA